AGCCCAAAUUCACUACCAUACCUCGUUUCUGUUACGGCGAGUAAAACGGUCGCGGAGAUUUCCGAUUAGUGACAAAAGGAGGCAAAUGAAAAUGGAGAGUCCGAUUGCCACCGGAUUACCCGACUCCCAGAACCCGGAAAAUUCCUUCGUCUGGGACGAACAGUCUCAGCUCUACUUUCAUGCCAGUACCGGAUUCUACCAUGACCCCAACGCUGGCUGGUACUACAGCACUCGCGACGGCCUUUAUUACAAGUUCGAAGAUGGAAACUACGUUCUUCUUCCCUCUCACCAGGGUAAUAGUUUGGAAACCAGUCAUGGCCAAAUGGGUGCCACUGAGAAUCCCAUUCAAGAAGAGCCCUUCUCAGCUGUAGGCAAUACAGAGUGCAGUAGCAGUGAUGCACCUGAAAACCACCCUCCUCCCUCGGAAUGGCUAGAGGAUACGCUUAUUGAACUAUAUUUGUCUGGUUAUUCCAACUUAGAAGCCAAUGCUGGUGAUCGUGAUACGGCGGCAGCGUACCCCGAAACAUUUGUACCUGAUGGGAACAAUGAUGGUCACGAGCUCAAUGAAUCCACGCCGAUUCCAGAAGACUAUGGUGCUGUAAUUCAGUCGAGUGAAAAUGUCUCUGAUGAAGGUGGUUCAUGGGAUGAAGAGAACUGGCGAGCUCAGUAUGGUCAGGUCGUUCAAGAUGCAGAAGUGCCAAUCCCGGAGUCUUCACUGAUAAGUUUAUGGGACUGGGAAAUGGUCACAAAGCCAAGAAAUGAUGGAAAAUGUGAGGUACCAAGGCCAAGGCUUGUUGGGAGGUUAGCAAAGCAGUCUGCUAAGCUUCAUCCUUCUCUGCCGUCUGGUGGCGGUCUUUUAAAAACUGCUCCAAUCUGUGAAGUGCAUCUUGACCUGGUACGAGUCACAACAGGACAAGUUUAUAAAUUGAGGACUCCCAGUAAACAAUAUUUGGCCUCCAUAUCAACUUAUGAUUCUUCGAACCCAACCAAGUAUUGGGGCUUCCCAGAAUUAGCAGACAACAGAGAAGUCCUUCCGCACCCUAAAUCCAGCGUAAGAGGUGAUUCCAAAACUGCACAUGUAAUGGCAUUCAGCAGGGGUUCAUCGUCGUUGCCAGACACAGCACAUGAAAAGCUUGAAAGCUAUCAAUAUAGGGAUAGAGCUGCUGAUAGAAGAGCCUUGCAUGGUGGUUUUGGUGUGGGUCCAGGACAGAAGAAUUCAGUAGAUGGUGAUAUUGAUCGGCCAACACCUUCCACAGAGGAGGCUGCAGCAGAGGCCCUGAAUAUGUCAUUUGGAGCUGGAAGUUACGCCCGGAAAGUUUUGGAAAGCAUGGGCUGGAAGGAGGGGGAGACGCUUGGCAAGACUACAAAGGGAUUAGUUGAACCUAUUCAAGCACAAGGCAACAUUGGUAGUGCUGGAUUAGGGUGGCCUCGGGGAAGAUUAAACCAUCUUUGAAAUGACUGCCCAGUUUAACAAGUUGUAUAUGUGAUCUCCUCAUGUAAGUUACGGUUUGCAUAUCAUAUUAGAAAACAUAUCAUAGUGGAACAGAAAUGAAUGCUUGAGGUUAUCCGCGGAACUGGAUUUUGUGGCAACAACAUUCUGGGUAGUUCUCCCAACUUUAAACGAACCAUUUCGUUUUGAUCAGAUAAAA
This is a messenger RNA of Rosa chinensis, 1649 nucleotides long. RefSeq lists its product as uncharacterized. The record is from RefSeq and is a predicted model, not a curated record. Lineage: Eukaryota; Viridiplantae; Streptophyta; Magnoliopsida; Rosales; Rosaceae. Gene Ontology annotation, molecular function: RNA binding. Bases 86 to 1453 code for a protein of 455 amino acids. Gene Ontology annotation, cellular component: nucleus. The transcript is spliced from 9 exons. Gene Ontology annotation, biological process: mRNA splicing, via spliceosome.